AGAGAGAGAGAGAGAGAAAAGCAAAGGAAAGAGGCAGGCAGAGAAAGUUUGUGUGAAUAUCAGAUAGAUAGAGAGAGAGAGAGAGAGAGAGAGAGAGAGACUGAGAAAGAAGAGAACGCAAAGCAAAGUAGCUGUUAGUUUUUCCAUUCAUUUUAGGGAACACUGUUUUGGAUUUUGUUUGUAUUUUUUGAAUAUAAAGGGGUCACAUAUUUGUAGUAGUAGUAGUUGUUGUUUCUGAAGAAAAGGACUUUGUAUUGCUUUGCUUUUCUUUCUGAGUGAGUGUCUGUGUCUGACUUUGCUUCUGUAAGUUUUGGAACUCGCUAAAAUUUUCUAUCUUUUAGGUAAGGAAAACAUUUUCUAUUUUGAUUUUCUUUCCUGGGUCCUCCCAUUUGGACUUCUUUAGUGUUGAGUACUAUAUAUUAUUAUUAUUAUUAUUAUUCUUUUGGUAGAGGAGUUGUGGUGUGGUAGAGAAUGCAGCAUUUGUGAGUUGGGGUUUCUACAGAUUCACAUUUUCAUCUACCUCUAAUAUUCUUUCGUCAGAAGGAAAAAAAGAUGCGAUUCCGUGACGAAAUGGCGAUUCUUUGCGUCUUUCUUGUGAAGAUUUCAUGUGAAAAAUUCGAUUUUUAUCUGAUAUUCCGAGGUUUUUGAGCACUCUGAGAGAGAAGAGGCUUCUCUCAUGGGUUUCCUGAGCAUUUCCCGGCAAAACUCGGAGCAUAUCAGAACUGGGGUGGAUUUCCUUUUCUUCCACGGGGGCUGAAGCUAAACAAAAAAAAAAAAAAAAAAAAAAAAAAAAAAAAGAGCUUAGCCUUUUCUGGUGUCAAAACGAAAAAGUUGUUGAUUUUGAAGGUGGGUUUGGGUUUUUGCUAAUUAGUCCUUUUCAAUCUGGUGUGCAUAGAGUGAAGCUCCUGGAAGACCAUUCUGAUAUGUGGGUUCUGUUAAAUUUGUGAGCUUUUAAACUCAAAACUUUCUUUUCUUGAUUUGCUUGGUGCGGCUAUCUAUUUUUUCUAUGGAUGGUAGAAGAUAUACCCGAAAUAUAUUUGUUCUGCUUCUAUUUUCCUUCGUAUUUUGCCUCCACAAUCAAACUGUGCUAUGCCAAGAGAUUACGAGCAAAAAGAUCGGUUCCGAGCCUCCAUCGCCGUCUGUUCCACACCACUUCAAAAACGGGCUUCGAAGAAUCAUUCUCAGCGUUGCUUUAGGAGUAGUGACUGGACUAAUUGGUGCCCUUCUCUUUGCUUGUUUAGUUCGAAGCUUUCUUAUGUACAUACACAGGACCCCAAUUCUCAGAGGCCCUGUUAUUUUUUCACCAAAAAUCGAUCCAAAAACACUCCAAUCAGCUCUGGCAAAUGAAAAUCAGUUGCUAGGAUCGAGCUCGAGUGGCAAGUACUACAGGACUGUUCUUGACAAUGGACUAACCAUUGCGGUCAAGAUGCUCGAACCCUUUUACGAGAGUGGCUCGCCGGAGGCGCGUGGAAAGUCAGCGAAGAGAAGGAUACAGCAGGAGCUAGAAGUGCUUGCUAGCUUGAGAGAUAGGAACUUGAUGAGCCUGAGGGCUUAUGUUAGGGAACAUGAUAGGUUCUCUUUGGUUUAUGAUUAUGUGCCCAGUGGGAGCUUGGAGGAUGCGAUGAAUAGAGUCAGGGAAAAUCAGUUGCAGCUUGGUUGGGAAUUCCGGCUUCGAAUCGCUGUUGGGGUGAUUAAGGGACUUCAGUAUCUUCACUCAUUUGUUCCCCAGAUUCUGCACUAUAACUUAAAACCAACAAAUGUGAUGUUGGAUGCACAGUUUGAACCAAGGUUGGCAGAUUGUGGGUUGGCAAAGCUUAUGCCUAAUUUCAAUCGGGCAACAUCUGGUUAUAGUGCUCCUGAAUGUUUUCAAAAUGGCAGGUAUACUGAUAAAAGCGACAUUUUCAGCUUUGGUAUGAUAUUGGGUGUUCUGUUAACUGGUAGAGACCCAAUCGAACCAUUCUUCGGUGAAGCAGCUAGUGGUGGAAGUUUGGGACAGUGGCUGCGGCACUUGCAACAAGCAGGGGAGGCACGGGAAGCAUUAGAUAAGAGUAUUAUAGGGGAAGAAGGGGAGGAAGAUGAGAUGUUAAUGGCAGUGAGAAUUGCUGUUGUAUGCCUAUCAGAUUUGCCUGCAGAAAGACCUUCAAGCGACGAACUCGUUCACAUGCUAACCCAAUUGCACAGUUUUUAAAAUCAAAUGGUCUCUUGGAGGGGCAUGAAAAAACUGGAACCAAACAUAAAGUCAGCCAGAUGGUGGGGAUGUUGAGAAAACUGAGGUCAUGCAUAUGGGGCCAAAAGUUUUCAUGCUUAAAGCAAGUUUAAAAAGCAUGGGGGAGCAAAAAUAAUUGUCACUUACCCUUAUCCAGCUGUGAAUGUCAACCUAACAAAUUACAUGCGCUACAAAUUUUGCCAUCAUUUGUUUGGUUCUGGGCAUCUUGGUAGGCCAAUUUCAUCCCUCCAUUUUCAUCCGUACCCAGAUCCUCUCAAGCAGAGACACCAUCAAAUUACCAUCUAAAACGUGUUUGAAAUACAAUUUUCUUUUGCUUUUUGUUUUCUGUUUUCUGUUUUUUGUUUUUUUUUGUUUUUUUUGUUUUUUUUGUUUUUUUUUUUAAUAACUUUUUCCUAAGAAAUUUAGAAUAUAAUAACUAUGAUCAUCCACCUAAACACAAGUGUGAUGUAACUAUUUUUUGGGAGAAAAAGUGUGAUGCAACUAUUUUUUUGUGACAAAAUAACCGUUCUCUCCUGGGUUGUUCGUGAUUCUGUGAAGAGAUUUACCCAAAAACAAAAAAAAUGUUUGAAGAGAUGUUGCCUUGUACAUGGACUCUAUACACAGGGCAAGGCAUAUUGCAAUAGGACUUGUCCCUACACUAAAUUGCUAAUAGGCUUAUUAAAUAAUUACAAAAUCAGAUGGCAUUCUGAGAGUGAAGGCUUAUGGCCAUUGAU
Molecule: messenger RNA, 2940 nt
Organism: Ziziphus jujuba (common jujube)
Lineage: Eukaryota; Viridiplantae; Streptophyta; Magnoliopsida; Rosales; Rhamnaceae
Product: inactive leucine-rich repeat receptor-like protein kinase CORYNE
Exons: 3
Coding region: 1007-2188 (393 amino acids)
Biological process (GO): protein phosphorylation
Molecular function (GO): ATP binding; protein kinase activity
Source: RefSeq, a predicted model, not a curated record